Trichoderma gamsii is the source of this 411-nucleotide messenger RNA. RefSeq lists its product as hypothetical. Gene Ontology annotation, molecular function: dynein intermediate chain binding. Gene Ontology annotation, cellular component: cytoplasm; cytoplasmic dynein complex. Lineage: Eukaryota; Fungi; Ascomycota; Sordariomycetes; Hypocreales; Hypocreaceae. The coding region runs from base 1 to 411 and encodes 136 amino acids. Gene Ontology annotation, biological process: microtubule-based movement. The record is from RefSeq and is a predicted model, not a curated record. The transcript has 3 exons.
AUGUCAGAAAACCCUACGACAAACGGGCACGACGCCCUCGAGGAGAAGCUUGGUCGCCUUGUUAGGAAACCCGGCGUCAAGGCAAGCAUGGUCCUGGACAGAGCGAGCGGCGCAAUCCUCAAGACGAGCGGCCAGGUCGACGCGCUCCAGACAGCAAAGGCGCGAAACGCGUCGACGGCCGCCUCCUUUUCCAACGAUGCGCCCGCAGCGGAGGAGGGCGAGUCGCAAGGCAUCGAGGAGUUUGCGGAGAUGAUCUGGAAUUUUGUGAACAGCUCCGGACAGCUGGUACAAGACGUGGACGAAGAGGACGAGUUGAAGCUGCUCCGAUUGCGAACGAAACGACAGGAGAUUGUCAUAGUACCCGACCUGAAGUACCUGCUCAUAGUGAUUCACGAUACUCAACCGGCUUGA